AUGCCACGACUCAAUGAGAUCAACCUACGCACUAGUGAAAUGACAACAGAAAAAAAAAAUCAAACUAAAAUCAAGCGUGAGUAUAUUAUUUUCAGGGGGCGGAUCAAUCUACACAAUCUCACGAUGGACGACUCAUAUAGUUCCUUUGUUGGUCAACUGAAGCUCAACAUAUUGCUUGUUAUUAUUAUACUAGUUUGUUUCUUGGCCUUUCAUUUCAGACACAAGAUAAUCGAGCUACACGAUAGAUACAGAACACGAUCAAGAAUCGAUAACGGGUAUUACUCAAAUUUGCAAUCAUUUGAAGACGACAUUGCCAGUGGAUUGAGCAGUUCGAAUUUUGAUUUAGAAUCUAACAACAUUGCUACAAAUGACAACCGACCUGGAUUAACGGAAUCUGCAAAAGUACAAAUAAAAAAGAUCAUGAAGGAGAAAGGUGUGAGCUUUGAUGACGCACGGUUGGAAUAUAUUCGGAACGAGCUUAGCAGAAACAAUAUAGACGAGAACGGGGUACCGAACGACCCUAAACUUGUGAUGUUCUAG
Messenger RNA from Candida dubliniensis CD36, 540 nucleotides. RefSeq lists its product as uncharacterized. The record is from RefSeq and is a predicted model, not a curated record. The transcript has a single exon. The coding region runs from base 1 to 540 and encodes 179 amino acids. NCBI's taxonomy places the organism in Eukaryota, Fungi, Ascomycota, Pichiomycetes, Serinales, Debaryomycetaceae.